GUGCAAUCAUGUUGGAGGUAGGAGCUGCUUGUCCCAUUUUGGAGCUUUUAGACCAGACAGAAGAGAUCAAGGCAUUUGGAAAGGACCGAACCGGCACAUCCAUCCCAAACUGACUUCCCAAAGCUCAUCCAACUACCUCCUGCGCUGCUUCGCUCCUCCCUGCUGCCCCCCGUGACCAUGAGAACCCUCUGUCUCAUCCUGCUGUGUCUGCCAGCAGCGCUCCUGGCCCAGGGACAGUACGAUCUCGAAGGACCUCCUUAUCUCGACCAGCUGCAGUAUUCCCAGUACGACCCUCAGUUAGACAAUCAAGAUUACUAUGACUAUCAAGAUGUCACCCAGCGCCCUCCCGAAGAGCAGUUCCAGUAUCAGUCCCAGCAACAGAACCAGCAGGAGAUCAUCCCAGCGCCAACCCCAGAUUUUCCCGAACCCACAGAACCUGGACCUCUUGAUUGCCGGGAGGAGCAGUAUCCCUGCACCAGGCUCUACUCAGUCCACAAGCCCUGCAAGCAGUGCCUGAACGAGAUCUGCUUCUACAGCCUUCGACGGGUGUACGUUAUUAACAAGGAAAUCUGUGUCCGUACUGUGUGCGCCCACGAAGAGCUGCUCCGAGCUGACCUGUGCCGCGACAAGUUCUCCAAAUGCAGCGUGCUGGCAACCACUGGCCUCUGCCAGACCAUGGCUACCUCCUGCGCCAGAAGCUGCGGCGGCUGCUAAGGCUGGACGGCGGCUGCCACAGCAGAUGCACAGGCCACGAUUCUGCUGUCUCCAGGCCAGGCCAAGCCGACCCAGAGGAACGGUCUCUCCCCGGAGCUACCUUCCGUCUGCCCCGGUAGAAUAACAUUGUCAUUGUGCUCAUGAAAUCAAUGGUGCUAAGGAAACAUGGUGCAUGAAACAGCAUAGAAGUCCAUUUUGUGCACAUAAUAUAGGGAUUUUUAUGGGGGGGGGGGGUUAUUACUUUUUAUUAUAUUGGAAGAGUCACCGGCAGGGGCUGGGCUGAGCCAGUGCAGUCUGAUUGGACUCAGCUGGCGGAGGCCAGCCCAGCCGGGCUGCUGGCUCGAUUUAUACGUAGAGAACAAGAGUAAGGAGUUGUCUGAAUUUCUGGUCUCUCCCCCCCCUUCCUCCCAC
This is a messenger RNA of Mauremys reevesii (Reeves's turtle), 1125 nucleotides long. RefSeq names its product microfibril associated protein 2 (gene MFAP2). The transcript has 9 exons. Bases 178 to 714 code for a protein of 178 amino acids. The record is from RefSeq and is a predicted model, not a curated record. Gene Ontology annotation, biological process: embryonic eye morphogenesis. NCBI's taxonomy places the organism in Eukaryota, Metazoa, Chordata, Testudines, Geoemydidae. Gene Ontology annotation, cellular component: microfibril.